UUCCAAGAUGGCGACGGAGGGAGGAGGGAAGGAGAUGAACGAGAUUAAGACCCAAUUCACCACCCGGGAAGGUCUGUACAAGCUGCUGCCGCAUUCGGAGUACAGCCGGCCCAACCGGGUGCCCUUCAACUCGCAGGGAUCCAACCCUGUCCGCGUCUCCUUCGUAAACCUCAACGACCAGUCUGGCAACGGCGACCGCCUGUGCUUCAAUGUGGGCCGGGAGCUCUACUUCUAUAUCUACAAGGGGGUCCGCAAGGCUGCUGACUUGAGUAAACCAAUAGAUAAAAGGAUUUACAAAGGAACACAGCCUACUUGUCAUGACUUCAACCACCUAACAGCCACAGCAGAAAGUGUCUCUCUCCUAGUGGGCUUUUCCGCAGGCCAAGUCCAGCUUAUAGACCCAAUCAAAAAAGAAACUAGCAAACUAUUUAAUGAGGAAAGACUCAUAGACAAGUCACGCGUGACCUGUGUCAAAUGGGUGCCCGGCUCGGAAAGUCUUUUCCUGGUGGCCCACGCUAGUGGGAGCAUGUACUUGUAUAACGUGGAGCACACUUGUGGCACCACCGCACCCCACUACCAGCUCCUGAAGCAGGGCGAGAGCUUCGCUGUGCACACUUGCAAGAGCAAAUCCACGCGGAACCCCCUCCUCAAAUGGACGGUGGGUGAGGGGGCCCUCAACGAGUUUGCUUUCUCCCCGGACGGCAAGUUCCUGGCCUGUGUGAGCCAGGACGGCUUCCUGCGCGUGUUCAACUUCGACUCGGUGGAGCUGCACGGCACCAUGAAGAGCUACUUUGGGGGCUUGCUCUGCGUCUGCUGGAGCCCCGAUGGCAAGUACAUUGUGACGGGCGGCGAGGACGACUUGGUGACCGUCUGGUCUUUUGUGGACUGCCGCGUCAUUGCGCGAGGCCACGGGCACAAGUCCUGGGUCAGUGUGGUGGCAUUUGACCCCUACACCACGAGUGUGGAAGAGAGCGACCCCAUGGAGUUCAGCGGCAGCGACGAGGACUUCCAGGACCUCCUGCACUUCGGCCGAGACCGGGCCAACAGCACGCAGUCCCGGCUGUCCAAACGGAACUCAACAGACGGCCGCCCUGUCAGUGUCACCUACCGGUUCGGCUCCGUGGGCCAGGACACGCAGCUCUGUCUGUGGGACCUGACAGAGGACAUCCUCUUCCCCCACCAGCCCCUCUCCAGAGCACGGACACACACGAAUGUCAUGAACGCCACCAGCCCCCCGGCCGGCAGCAACGGGAACAGCGUCACCACCCCGGGGAGCUCCGUGCCCCCCCCGCUCCCGCGGUCCAAUAGCCUCCCCCACUCGGCCGUCUCUAGCGCCGGCAGCAAAAGCAGUGUGGUGGACGGUGCCAUUGCUUCUGGGGUCAGCAAGUUCGCCACCCUCUCGCUGCAUGACCGGAAGGAGCGGCACCACGAGAAAGACCACAAGCGCAACCACAGCAUGGGACACAUCUCCAGCAAGAGCAGCGACAGGCUGAACCUCGUGGCCAAAGCCAAGUCGGACCCUGCGAAAACUCUGGGCACAGCCCUGUGUCCGCGCAUGGAGGAGGUGCCCUUGUUAGAGCCGCUGAUCUGUAAAAAGAUAGCACACGAGAGACUGACGGUGCUAAUCUUUCUUGAAGACUGUAUAGUCACUGCUUGUCAGGAGGGAUUUAUUUGCACUUGGGGAAGGCCGGGUAAAGUGCUGGCUGAGCCCAUCCCCUCCCGCCAGGAGGACCGAGUGCGGGGUGCUCUCCACGACCACAGCUAGCGCGAGUGGCACCUGGAGGAGGAGGAGGAGGAGGAGGAGGAGGAGAGGGCUUGUGCCCUGGAGUCCUGGCUCCUGCAGACCCCGGGGGGCAGGGGCUGGCAGCAGGCUCAUGUGGCCACUUUUCCUCUCAUCCAACUGAGCUGCUCUCGGGGGUUUCCAGGUCCCUCAGCUCCCAUACCCUCAUGAGCAACCCAAGCUCAGGCCCCCGGGGACAGAGGGUGGUCCUCAGUUGGCUUUGGAGGUGCCGGCCUGCAACAGACAGGAAGGGCCCAGGUACGCAGGGGCCACUGGGCAACAUCCAACUUGCUUCUGGCUUGUCUCCGUUCCAGCGUCGAUCGCUGCAGAAGCCAGGCUUGCUGAGA
Echinops telfairi (small Madagascar hedgehog) is the source of this 2127-nucleotide messenger RNA. RefSeq names its product WD repeat domain 20 (gene WDR20). The record is from RefSeq and is a predicted model, not a curated record. The transcript is spliced from 4 exons. Bases 8 to 1765 code for a protein of 585 amino acids. Lineage: Eukaryota; Metazoa; Chordata; Mammalia; Afrosoricida; Tenrecidae. Gene Ontology annotation, molecular function: protein binding.